This is a messenger RNA of Drosophila ficusphila, 2087 nucleotides long. RefSeq names its product brain-specific homeobox protein. Lineage: Eukaryota; Metazoa; Arthropoda; Insecta; Diptera; Drosophilidae. Gene Ontology annotation, molecular function: DNA-binding transcription factor activity, RNA polymerase II-specific; DNA binding. Gene Ontology annotation, biological process: regulation of DNA-templated transcription. The record is from RefSeq and is a predicted model, not a curated record. Bases 231 to 1511 code for a protein of 426 amino acids. The transcript is spliced from 4 exons.
UGCCGGCUCGCUCGCACAUGUCUGCGCUGGCAGCUCGUUUAGAGCAAUUUGCUGGUUGAUGUGCGGUGAUUGCCGCAAACUCAACGCGACCGUCAACGAGCAAACAACAUAAGCGCGCGCGGCCCAAGGACACGGCACAUAUAUCGUAACACACUCACACACACAUAGAUAUAUAUAUAUAUAUAUAUAUAUAUCCUGGGACAUUACGACUCCGCACUCGUUCCAUCGCAAUGGCAAUGCUUAAUGAGGCCAGCUUGAGUCCUGCGGACGCCCAUGCUCAUGCGAAUGCCACCACGCCCACGCACAGCAAGGCGGCGAUGGCCAGUGCCACCACAAUGCUGACCACAAAAACACCGUUCUCCAUCGAACAUAUAUUGUUUCAAAAUUUAAACAGUGCCAGCAGCAAUAAUGCCAACAAUAUAACCGCUAAUAGCAAUAAUUAUGUGCAAAAAAAUGGCAGCAGCAAAAAUGCGGUGAAAAGUGCCAGGAGCAGUUUUGCCCACGACAAUAAUCCACACAAGCAGCCGUCGCAAAGUUCGCAUUCGUCGGAACAUUCGCAUCCGCCGGCAUCCGCAUCCGCAUCCGCGACGGCAACCAUUCGCGGUAGUCAAACAGCGACGGGAUAUGCCAGCGAGGACUACGCCAAGUCCUUGCACAACUCCCAACGGUCGAACCACCACUCUCGUCCUGGAGGUUCCCAUUAUAGCUCAGAUCAAACGUCUCAGCAAUUAGGAUCCGCGGCAGGACAACAUCCACCAGCUCCUGCUCCUCAGCCACCGCCUCCGCCGCCAUUAAAUGGAGGAACUGGUGGAUCCAAUGGAGUGCUAUACCCAAAUGCCCCUUACACCGAUCACGGAUUUCUUCAAAUGACCCUCGGCUAUUUAUCACCAUCGUCAGGAACUUAUAAGUCAGUGGAUCCCUAUUUCUUAUCACAAGGUGGCCAGCCUUUUCGGGGGGCACCCUUUUUCGGGGCGCCUGGAUGCGUUCCGGAAUUGGCCCUCGGAUUGGGAAUGGGCGUGAAUGCCCUGCGUCACUGCCGCCGGAGGAAGGCCCGUACGGUGUUCAGUGAUCCACAACUGUCCGGCCUGGAAAAGCGAUUCGAGGGGCAGCGAUACCUUUCGACGCCGGAGCGAGUUGAAUUGGCCACCGCAUUGGGACUCAGCGAAACGCAGGUGAAGACCUGGUUCCAAAACCGACGCAUGAAGCACAAAAAACAGCUGCGCCGACGUGAUAAUACCAAUGAGCCCGUUGACUUCUCACGCAGCGAGCUGGGCAAGCAGCCGGGUGAGGCCACCUCGUCCUCCGGGGACUCCAAGCACGGCAAACUGAAUCCCGGAUCCGUGAGCACGCCCACUCAGCCCACAAGUGAGCAGCAGCAGCUGCAGAUGUGCCUCAUGCAACAGGGAUACUCCACGGACGACUACUCCGAUCUGGAGGCGGAUAGUGCGGAUGAGGAUAAUUCCAGCGACGUGGACAUCGUCGGCGAUGCGAAACUCUAUCAGUUAACAUAGAUAGUUUGAAAUCCGAAUCUGGAUCAAAAUUAAUUGUAGUUUUCGGUAUUUUAGUUGAGGAAAUACAACCUAUGAAUAAUUCUUUAAAACCAAGUGGCAAUUUUAAUACUCUAAACUCAUUUCUUAAGUUUUUAUUAUGUUUAUGUUUAAAUAUCUAAAUUAUUUUUAACCACAAACCAGCAAUGAUAUUUAUUUUGGUUUUUAGAUAAGAAAAAAGCCGUUUGUUGGAAAAUUACACAUUUUACUUGUUAUCAAUUGCUUUACCACAAUUUUGUGCUUACCUACAUAAUAUAUUAUUUAUCAGCGCCAAUAUGGUUUAUUUAAUCAUAUCUAAAUGCUUACCAUUUCCAAUUGAAUGAUAGUUCGUUUAACAUUAUCUACUUUUACCCCUUAAUUGCAGAAGCCUUUUAAAAAGCAAAUACAAAAUGUACACAAAAUUGUAGUUGUAUUUCCCUCAAUUUUAAAAUAUUAAAAAAAUGACGGUGUAAAUACAAACAAGUUCUUGAACGAGCUUCAUUCUAGUCAUGUAUUGAAUCUUAAAUCUAAUCAAACUUAGUGAUUGUAUUCGAGAACUUC